Molecule: messenger RNA, 3123 nt
Organism: Lepisosteus oculatus (spotted gar)
Lineage: Eukaryota; Metazoa; Chordata; Actinopteri; Semionotiformes; Lepisosteidae
Gene: papss2b
Product: 3'-phosphoadenosine 5'-phosphosulfate synthase 2b
Biological process (GO): 3'-phosphoadenosine 5'-phosphosulfate biosynthetic process; sulfate assimilation
Molecular function (GO): ATP binding; sulfate adenylyltransferase (ATP) activity; adenylylsulfate kinase activity
Source: RefSeq, a predicted model, not a curated record
UUUAAACCCCUGCUCUUCUCGUUUACUUGCUCCAAACUAAUCAAAUACCUUAAAGCACAAGACAAAUUCCGACCAGCCGUCAGAGGUCGGGAAGUAAAGGGGUCCGGGAUAAAAGACUUGUCUGCAACAUGUCUGGAAACAAAAAGCAAAAAACGGAUCUCCAGAGGUCAACCAACGUGGUCUACCAGGCGCACCACGUGAGCAGAAGUAAGAGAGGCCAGGUUGUGGGCACCAGGGCAGGCUUCCGAGGCUGCACUGUCUGGCUCACGGGACUCUCUGGGGCUGGUAAGACAACCAUUGGCUUUGCUCUGGAAGAGUAUCUGGUUUCCCACGCAAUUCCCUGCUACUCUCUGGACGGUGACAAUAUCCGCCAUGGACUGAAUAAGAACCUGGGCUUCACUUCAACCGACCGGGAGGAGAACAUUCGCCGGAUAGCCGAGGUGGCGAAGCUGUUUGCAGACGCUGGUCUCGUCUGCAUCACAAGUUUCAUCUCCCCCUAUACCAAGGACCGGAAUGAAGCCCGGAAGAUUCAUGAGAGCGCGGGGCUGCCUUUCUUCGAGGUGUUCAUCAAUGCCCCGCUAGACGUGUGCGAGAGUCGAGAUGUCAAAGGACUCUAUAAGAAAGCACGUGCUGGGGAGAUUAAAGGGUUCACUGGUAUUGACUCUGAAUAUGAGAAACCGGAGGCACCGGAGCUGGUGUUGAAGACGGGAGAGGAGUCGGUGAACGAGUGCAUCCAGCAAGUGGUGGAGCUGCUGAAGGAACAGAGUAUUGUUCCUUCAGCCAUCUUGGAGGACGUGAAUGAGCUCUUUGUGCCUGAGAACAAAAUAAACUUGGUUCGGGCUGACGCCAACACGCUGCCCACCCUUGAGAUCACCAAGCUGGACUUGCAGUGGGUUCAGGUGCUGGCAGAAGGCUGGGCCACUCCCUUGACAGGCUUCAUGCGAGAGAGUGAGUUCCUUCAGGUGCUGCACUUUGGCACAUUGCUUGAUGGUGGCACUAUCAACAUGUCUGUGCCCAUCGUCCUGCCUGUGUCUACGGAGAACAAAGAGAACCUGGAUGGGUGUGCUGCUUUUGCCUUGGUGUACGAAGGCCGCAGGGUGGCUAUUCUCCGUAACCCUGAGUUUUAUGAACACAGGAAGGAAGAGCGCUGUGCCAGGCAGUGGGGCACCACUUGCACCCAGCACCCUUAUAUCAAGAUGGUCAUGGAGAGUGGGGACUGGCUGGUUGGGGGUGACCUGGAAGUGCUGGAGAGAAUCAAAUGGAACGAUGGGCUGGACCAGUUCCGACUGACCCCCCGGGAACUGAAGCACAAAUUCAAGGAAAUGAAAGCAGACGCCAUCUUUGCUUUCCAGCUGCGCAAUCCAGUGCACAAUGGGCACGCUCUGCUGAUGCAGGACACCAAGCGCCGGCUUCUGGACAGGGGGUACAAGCGGCCCGUGCUGCUGCUGCACCCGCUGGGCGGCUGGACCAAGGACGACGACGUCCCGCUGGCGUGGCGCAUGAAGCAGCACGCCGCCGUGCUGGAGGAGCGCGUCCUGGACCCGAACUCCACCAUCGUGGCCAUAUUCCCCUCACCCAUGCUGUACGCGGGGCCCACGGAGGUGCAGUGGCACUGCCGGGCUCGCAUGAUCGCCGGAGCCAACUUCUACAUCGUGGGCCGGGACCCCGCGGGGAUGCCCCACCCCGAGACCAGGAAGGACCUGUACGAGCCGACGCACGGAGGCAAGGUGCUGACCAUGGCGCCUGGGCUCACUUCCGUGGAGAUCAUCCCCUUCAGGGUGGCGGCUUACAACAAAACCAAGAAAGCGAUGGACUUUUACGACCCCGAGCGACACAGCGAGUUUGAGUUUAUCUCCGGUACCCGGAUGAGGAAACUGGCGCGAGAUGGAGAAAAUCCCCCCGAUGGCUUCAUGGCUCCUAAAGCAUGGAAGGUCCUGACAGAAUACUACAGCUCUCAGCAGAAGGACCAGUGACAACUCACUUUGUUCAGCUCAGACCUAUGACCUGGCUAGAAGACGGGUUUAUUUUUUGUCAUCAACCUGUAAAUCUUUAUUUUAUUUUUUGAUCAAAAAGCAUAAAGACAGAACAAUUUUAAAAGGGAACUGUAAAGCAGCCCAGUGAUAUAGAUGUUUCUGUUUUAUUCUGAACUUUUACUUCACUACUGCCCUUCUUCUAUGCAUACCUGUAUAUUGUAGUGACAGUUUAAAUUCGUUCUAGACGGAGGAGCAGUUAAAGUCUGCUCUGUUAUAUUGGCCAAAUGGGUCAGAAGACAAAAGAGUUUCUUCUUAAAGCCACAUAGCUUAUGUCAGCGUAUCACAUAGAUUUGAAUUUCUUUCUCAAACAUUUGUGGUAUGAAUAGUUUUUUCCCCUCACAUCAAAAAGCUUCACUUCUUUUGGAUUCCUUGUGGCUAUUGGCAACUGGUUAAAAAAUAUAGUACCUGGAUUUUCACAAAUCCAAAGCCACCAGAGAUGAAAUAAUUUGGAUUCAUGAUCGCGAUGACCCUUUGCACUCAGAAUAAAAAAUGCACUUGAAAACAAUAUCAAUAUAUUGUAAUUCAUACUCCAAAUACUUGGCAAGCUGAGGUGACCUGAAGUCUUACAUGAUGCCAUUUACUUACUUUUUUAGCAUUCCAUAAUUCAUUAUUUGCAAAUAUGCAUCUUUAAAUAGGAUCCAUCAGGACCCUUUUGUUUGAUAUCCACUCAUGGACAAACCAUCAUCUACACAAAUCUUCCAAGUGCCUGUUUCUGAUGAAUGUAAAACAUUUUUGUAUUAACUGCUGUAUCUCAAGUGUUUGAAUUUGCUGUCCACAACUGUGACUAAAAGGGCAAAGCCUAAUAUCAAAUAGGGCAUUCGAGAAACCUCUUAUUCCUGAAUGAACUCGGUGCUAUCAAUAGACUGGAGCCCAUACAUUUUUAUAUGAAGUCGUUUGUGGUGCAGGUUGUACUUACUAUACAACAGGACUGUCAGCAGUAUAGAUUACUCAUAAAUCCAAAAUCAACUAUAUGAAAAAAAUACAUAUUUAUUUUAAAUCCAAAUUUUGUGCCUUAACUAAUAUUGCCUUUUUAUGACGUGCUUCUUAGAAUUUUUAUUCCGUUUUUAAAAUAAACAUUUAUUUGAUCUGU